Molecule: messenger RNA, 2509 nt
Organism: Cannabis sativa
Lineage: Eukaryota; Viridiplantae; Streptophyta; Magnoliopsida; Rosales; Cannabaceae
Product: laccase-17
Exons: 7
Coding region: 110-2158 (682 amino acids)
Biological process (GO): lignin catabolic process
Cellular component (GO): apoplast
Molecular function (GO): copper ion binding; hydroquinone:oxygen oxidoreductase activity
Source: RefSeq, a predicted model, not a curated record
AAAUAGAAAAGAAUGAAAAGAAAGAUAGUUACAAAUAAUAUAAAGUAAUUUACUAAUUUCUUUGAUGACACUCUACAGUAAAACAUGGGACCGAGGAAAGUAGGUAUUGAUGAUUGACUUCAUUCUAAAGCUCCCCCAACAUGGAAUUACCCAAUAUAUAACCAAUAACCUUAAACCACAUAAACCUCAGCAUAUACCUAUAUAUAAGCACAUGACAACACACACUCGUUCACUACACAAAACAAACAUACUUAUUAAAUUCCCCAAAAAGCAAAUAAUAACUCAAACACCCUUUUUUCCAAAUUCUAGUUCUUUAUUACUUUCCAAUUUUGAUAGUGGUCAAGAAAUAAUGGGUGUUCCUUCUCCUCUUCAAUCUUCACCACAUAUGGUGGUUUUUUCAUUUGUUAUAAUAAUAAGCUCUAUUUGGGCCUUUCCGAUGGCUGCAGCCAUCACUAGGCAUUACAAUUUUAAUAUAACACUGAAAAAUGUGACACGGUUGUGCCACACGAAGAGCAUCAUCACAGUGAAUGGUGAAUUCCCAGGCCCUCCCAUCAUUGCUAGAGAGGGAGAUAGGCUUUUGAUUAAGGUGGUCAACCAAGUUCCAAACAACGUCUCCAUUCAUUGGCAUGGUAUUAGACAGCUUCGAAGCGGGUGGGCAGAUGGGCCAGCAUAUAUAACCCAAUGCCCCAUUCAAAGUGGCCAAAGUUAUGUGUACAACUACACCAUAACUGGCCAGAGAGGAACUCUGUUUUGGCAUGCUCACAUCUCAUGGCUGAGAGCAACUGUCUAUGGACCCAUUAUUAUCCUUCCUACCCACAAUGAUUCUUACCCUUUUCCCAAACCCCACAAAGAAGUUCCCAUCAUUUUUGGUGAGUGGUGGAAUGCGGAUACAGAGACUGUUAUCAGCCAGGCUCUUCAGACUGGAGCGGGCCCAAAUGUCUCUGAUGCCUACACAAUCAAUGGGCUUCCUGGCCCAUUGUACAAUUGUUCACAGAAAGACACUUUUAGAUUAAAGGUGAAGCCAGGAAAAACCUAUCUCCUCCGUUUGAUCAACGCUGCACUCAACGAUGAACUCUUUUUCAGCAUAGCAAAUCACACUGUAACCGUAGUUGAAGCCGAUGCCCUAUACGUCAAGCCAUUUGAGACUGACAUUAUACUAAUCACGCCUGGCCAAACCACAAACCUUCUCCUCAAAACAAAACCAAAUUCCCCACCAAACCACACUAAAUUCCUCAUGCUAGCCAGACCUUACUCCACGGGCCUAGGAACUUUCGACAACACCACCGUUGCUGGAAUCCUCGAAUACGAAAACCCCUCCAACAAUCACCACCACCACCACCACCACCAUCAACAUCAAGAUAGUCACAAUUCAAAUACUACAAAGCAAACAUUAUUGCUUCUCAGACCAACUUUACCACAAAUAAACGACACGUCGUUUGCUGCAAACUUCAGCAGCAAACUCCGGAGUUUGGCCAAUUCUAAGUACCCUGCAAAUGUUCCUAAAACGGUAGACAAGAGGUUUUUCUUCACGGUCGGGCUUGGAACCAAUCCAUGCCCGAAAAACCAAACGUGUCAGGGACCAACUAACCAAACAAAGUUCGCUGCUUCGGUGAACAACGUGUCAUUUACUCUGCCUUCUACUGCUCUGCUCCAAGCCCAUUUCUUUGGGAGAUCAAAUGGGGUUUACACUACGGAUUUUCCAAGCUUCCCUCUCAAGUUCUUCAACUUUACAGGAGUUUCUUCCAACAGUACUAAUAUUACUAAUGUUAGUAAUGGGACUAAGGUGGUUGUGCUGCCUUACAAUGCUAGUGUUGAGUUGGUUAUGCAGGACACUAGUCUUCUUGGCGCCGAGAGCCAUCCUCUUCAUUUGCAUGGCUUCAAUUUCUAUGUCGUUGGCCAAGGUUUCGGUAAUUACAAUUCGAAAACCGACCCUGCCAACUUCAACCUCGUUGACCCUGUCGAGAGAAACACUAUCGGUGUACCCUCCGGUGGUUGGGUUGCCAUUCGAUUCCUAGCCGAUAAUCCAGGGGUUUGGUUUAUGCAUUGUCACUUUGAAGUCCAUUUGAGUUGGGGUCUAAGAUUAGCGUGGAUAGUCCAAGAUGGGAAGCUCCCUAAUCAGAAGCUGCUUCCUCCACCGUCGGAUCUACCCAAAUGUUGACCUUUAUUUGGAUGGUGACUAAUGGAGGACCUAUUAAUAUAUGAUGAGAGCGCGGCAGCCUUUUCCCACUUCCGUUUUUUAUUUUUUUUAACUUACAAACCUUUUUUUUUCUAUGAUUUUGUUUUCCUAUAUAUUCUCUUUUUGGUAACAGAGUGCUUGUGAAAUUUUCUACUGCGAAAUCCUUUUCCAGAGUCCUCCAAUAUUAAAUUGAAUAAAAUAAUAAAAGAGAAUAAUAUUGAGGAGAGCUUGUGUUCUACCCGGCAUGAAUAUCAGAGCUAGUUGUUUGUUUGUUGUAAUUGCUCAAAUAAGUAUAAUAAACACAUUCAUGAAGCAAUGCUUCUGAUUUAUUUC